AUAAAAUAUUCACGAAAGUAAUACCAAUCGAACGACUUUCACAACAUUCUGAGUUCACUUACGAGGUAUUUUGCACUUAUAAUUUGCCAAUAUUACUAUUCUUCCGAGUGCAUUUAUUUAAAUGUAUCCAUUUAUCCGGAGAUAGGAAAUCCCGUGCUUUUCGAGUUGCUCUUGAACCAAUUUAUUUAACUCAUUGGAAUACAGUUACUGUAACUGCCGUACCGGAAAAUACAAUCAGUCGAUUGGUUCAUUAUGUAAGAGUUGAUGAGGAGCAAAAAAUUACACUACCUGAUGCCUUAGUAUAUUUAAUCUGUGAUGAAAAACAAACAGAAACGAUGCUUCUCAGUUGGAUCAUCAUCAGUACAGUUACGGAUGAAUGUGAUUGUGUGAACUGUGUAGUAUUGGAUGAUGAGAAUGUUCGUUGGCCGUUUACAUUAGAGAUUAAAAAACGAGGACUGAACUAUGAUGUAGUAUUAAAGAUGAAGAAUGCAAAGAUGCGAUCUACUUUGAUUGAUGAGUUGAAAGCAAGAAUUUUAGUCCGGAUGCGAUAUAUCUGGAAAGAGUUAAAGGAAAAGGAAGACUGUGAAUUACUUCUGGAUAAUAAGUCACUAUCUGACUGUUUCGCUUCUCUUAUUGCUAAAUAUAAGCGUGUUUGUCGUUCGAAAAUGGUGCGUAAAUUAAAAUUUCACGAGAAGAAAUUGCUGAAAAAGGUUGAUUUCAUCUCGUGGGAGCUUGAUAAUAAUAUUCAUGAGGCGAAGAUUUUGCGAAGAUAUCACAUUAAGAAACGUCAGCAUUACUCGAUGUAUAAUACGUUGGCAGCUAAUAUUCGAGAAAUUGCACUGAAAUUAAAAGAGUUACCACUGAAUGAUCCAUUUCGUUUGAAAACGGUUCGAGAAUUUUUGGAAAAACUGUAUACCGUCGGAUUGAUACCGACUGCUGACACGCUCGAACGUGCCAGUAAAGUUACCGCUUCUUCAUUUUGUAGGCGACGAUUGCCGGUAAUUAUGAAACGUCUAGAAAUGGCGGAAACUAUACGAAAUGCGAGUGAUCUUGUGGAACAAGGGCAUGUACGUGUCGGAAUAGAAUUAGUGACUGAUCCUGCAUAUCUAGUUACUCGAAAUUUGCAAGACUGUAUUACAUGGACGAAGGACUCAAAAAUCCGGAAGCAUAUUCUCAACUAUAAUAAUGAACGGGAUGAUUUUCUGUUAUGA
Messenger RNA from Acanthocheilonema viteae, 1211 nucleotides. Lineage: Eukaryota; Metazoa; Nematoda; Chromadorea; Rhabditida; Onchocercidae. The record is from the annotation of a GenBank genome assembly.